Messenger RNA from Rotaria sp. Silwood2, 435 nucleotides. NCBI's taxonomy places the organism in Eukaryota, Metazoa, Rotifera, Eurotatoria, Philodinida, Philodinidae. The record is from the annotation of a GenBank genome assembly.
AUGGGUGUCAGCGUUAGAUCAUCCUUCAAAUUCUGGUCACAGAAAGAGUUUGGAAAAGGAACAAUUGAGGUUGAAAAAGGAGAUAUAACGGCAGAAAGGGUUCAUGUUAUUGUUGGAACCUCAUCAUCGCAAAGAUUAAAAGAGAUAAUACUCGAAGCAGCCGGUGAUGUCGCGAAAACUGCGUAUAAGACUGAACUUGAAAAGAACCCGAUUCCAAUAUUAAUUUCUCUUCCUCCAGGCCAAUUAUCUUGCAAAAGAAUCUUUUUUGUUAAAUGGAGACCAGAAAAAAAUGAAACUUUACUUGAAAAAUCAAUCACUGAUUUUGUAUGUAAUACUAUAAAAAAUGUUGCUUCACAUGAUUUUACUUCGGUGGCAUUUCCAGCUAUCGGCUGUGGCUUACAUGGAUUUCCAGUAGAUGUUUUAGCCAAGACAUGA